AUGGCUUUGAGAAUUUCUAUGCAACAGUUAUCUAACAGGCUUAUAGAAGUUACAAGAAAAGGCCUGGAUAUACUUUCAAUUCCUCAAAUGAAAAUAAAUCCUUUGACGCAAGAAGAACAUGCUUUACGUUUCGAUGAAUUUGUUAAUAUGCUUAAAAAAGCAAAUGCUUAUCAAUACUAUAUCAAAACAUAUAAUAUAGCCAAACUCGCCACAUAUAAGGAAUAUAUUUAUUUUAGUCUUGAUGAAUGG
Molecule: messenger RNA, 249 nt
Organism: Dentiscutata erythropus
Lineage: Eukaryota; Fungi; Glomeromycota; Glomeromycetes; Diversisporales; Gigasporaceae
Source: the annotation of a GenBank genome assembly